This is a messenger RNA of Sphenostylis stenocarpa, 1257 nucleotides long. The record is from the annotation of a GenBank genome assembly. NCBI's taxonomy places the organism in Eukaryota, Viridiplantae, Streptophyta, Magnoliopsida, Fabales, Fabaceae.
AUGGGUCGAAAUUUUUUUGAGCUACUUUACUGUGGAAACCAUUUUAUUAGAACCAACAAGUUUGCAGCCUUCUACCUGAACUCUAUGUUUUAUCACUCUUCAAAAGACGCUCCCAGCCUGCAAUGGUAUCAGAAUGGGUUUCUCAAGGUGAAAGAGUUGACCCAUUUGCUAGGAAAUGUGGAUGAAGUUAAUGGUAGACUUGUUGAUAUAAAGAGCAAUUCAACCUUUUUUGAUGAUGACAUUGAGCGUGAAAUGUCUACCUUCAAGUCCCUUGUUCGUGAGUUUGUUGGGUCUGCAAUUGUUCAGCACAAAAUGAAACAUGUCCAGGCCUCUUUCAUCACAAAUGCAAAACAUGAAUCUUUUACCCCUUUUAGUAAAGCAACUGAAAGAGAUCCUAUGGUGGUUGACUCACUGACCAAAGUGAGCAACUUUCUCAAUGUUUCUGCUCAACAAAGGAAGUUGGUUCGUCUAAGAGUGUGCCCCCAGGUUACUCAACAUCGCAUAUGGACUGGUGCACUUAAAGAAGUUCUGAAUGAUUUUGCAGUUGAUUUGGAUUUUUUGUCUUCUCAGGGCUUAAACAAUGAUAUUUUGUUAGGUGGCCAAAUUGUUCAUAGCUGUUUGAAGUUUCUUACUGAAAUUGGUGUCUUUUCAGACACCGAGUCAUCUUCUUGGAUGAAGCUUUCACCUUCUAAAAUGCUUGCCUCUGACCCACGAAAAUGGGAAGAUGUUCUUAUAAUGUUCAAUGAUCUGAUUGAAUGCUGUAAAAAGGAAGUAAGGUUGAAGUUCCAUGUAGCUAAAGCUGAGAUCAUGAAGGAGGGGCUUUUGCACAUAAGGGAUGUUUCAGUUGACAACAGUGUUGGAUACAAGGAAGCUCAGCAUCAAGAAAGCCUGGUGAGGAAGAAGCUUUCCAAAAUGUUGGGUCACUCCUCUCGUUGCAUAUUCACUCUAUUACUGUAUUAUCUCUAUGGAAGGGUGGUGGAUAUUGAAGUAGACAUGCGUGGUGGGGUCUAUGCAAAUGGAAGUGAUGGCAAGUUUUGCUUGUUUAUGGGAAGAAUCUUGUCUUCGGAUAGUGAGAAGAUGGUUGGGCGAGGGGUGAAGCAGUUGGACCGGGCACUUGGAAUUUUCAAGUUUGUGUGGGAAAUGGCUGGAAUGAAAGGGCAUUUGGACUUGCAGGGCCAUAUGUGGUGUGUUGGAGCAGACAGUAGGGUGCUUAGGUAUAGAGGUAACACGUACUUUGUGCAUGGAAUUUGCCUUUGA